Messenger RNA from Daucus carota subsp. sativus, 632 nucleotides. RefSeq lists its product as uncharacterized. The record is from RefSeq and is a predicted model, not a curated record. Lineage: Eukaryota; Viridiplantae; Streptophyta; Magnoliopsida; Apiales; Apiaceae. The coding region runs from base 73 to 483 and encodes 136 amino acids. The transcript is spliced from 2 exons.
AACCGUUAUUAUUACAGCAACUAACAACAUGGUACAAACACACAAAACCGAUAAGCGAUAAGGGAAAGUCCAAUGGCGUCUCGUACUUGCUGCUGCUUCUUCACAUCAAACGCAUACCUACGACCCUCUACACUUACCACUUCGUGUCUCUCUCCGGUAUCUUCGUUGUCGCCGGUUGUGUUUUCCGGUGGCCUGAAAAGCAAGCGUGGGUCGUCGGUGGUGACUAGAGCAGUGCCCGGGCCCAAUACGUAUAUAUUCGCCUUUGUUUUUCCUCUGUCUCUAUUGGUGGCUACAGUCUUUACUACUAUUCGCAUUUCCGAUAAGCUUGAUGAAGAUUUUCUACGAGAGCUUGCUGUUAAUAAAGCAAUAUUAGAGGCAAGCGAAGAUGAUGAUGAAGUUGAUGGAACUUCAAUAAUGAAAGAACCUGAACGUCCACGCACGCGUAAUCGUCCCAAACGAGAAGCCGAGGUUUCUUCCAAAUGAAAUUGGUGAUUUCAGGAAACCUGCCAAAAUGUGAGAAGAUAAGCCAAAACAGAGAAUAGUUGUAGCUCAUCAGUAAUUUCCACAACUUUUCUUACUAAAGAACAAGUUAUAUGUAAUUACUUGUUAUUAGCAUUAUGCAAUUUUACUAA